Messenger RNA from Erinaceus europaeus (western European hedgehog), 3937 nucleotides. It is a transcript of the gene UGCG, whose product is annotated as UDP-glucose ceramide glucosyltransferase. Gene Ontology annotation, biological process: glucosylceramide biosynthetic process. The coding region runs from base 529 to 1713 and encodes 394 amino acids. Lineage: Eukaryota; Metazoa; Chordata; Mammalia; Eulipotyphla; Erinaceidae. The transcript is spliced from 9 exons. Gene Ontology annotation, molecular function: ceramide glucosyltransferase activity. Gene Ontology annotation, cellular component: membrane. The record is from RefSeq and is a predicted model, not a curated record.
AAGCGGGAGUUGUCGCCCAGGGGUGCGCCUGCGACGGCGACGUACAGGAGCGCCGGCAACCCGGUGGGCGGGCAGCAAAGGCGCGCACCACCCCUCGGAGGGGCGGGCGGCAGGGCGGGGCGCGCCGGGGAGUCGAGGCGCUAGCUGCUGGUUUCGAUUAGUACGCGGAGCUGUGGCGGUGAGCAGGGAGCUGUGUUACGCGGCUCGGAGACCAGAGGGGUGGCGGCGGCAGUGGGGGCGCGGGCUCGAAGGGUCCGACCGGCGGUUGUGAAAGUGUGCUGGGGCGAGCCAGGACGCGAGGCUACGCUCGGGGUCCACGGAGCCCGGCCACCGCAGCGCCUACAGCCGCGAACGCGCCUCGGGCAGCGCGCGGGCGGGAGCGCGCCAUUCCUGCCCGCCCCUUCCGUCUCCACCCUCCUCCGCCUCUUCCUCUCCCCACUUUCUUCUCCCUUCUUGUGUCCCCGCGUCGGCGCCCACCCAGUCCUCCUCCCACUGGAGCGCUUUCCGUGGCGGCGGCCGGGCCAGGGGAUGGCGCUACUGGACCUGGCCCUGGAGGGAAUGGCCGUCUUCGGAUUCAUCCUCUUCUUGGUGCUAUGGCUGAUGCAUUUCAUGGCCAUCAUCUACACGCGAUUACAUCUCAACAAGAAGGCCACAGACAAACAGCCAUAUAGCAAGCUCCCAGGGGUCUCUCUUCUGAAACCACUGAAAGGAGUAGACCCUAACCUAAUCAACAACUUGGAAACAUUCUUUGAAUUAGAUUACCCUAAAUAUGAAGUACUCCUUUGUGUACAAGAUCAUGAUGAUCCAGCCAUUGAUGUAUGUAAGAAACUUCUUGGAAAAUAUCCAAAUGUUGAUGCUAGAUUGUUUAUAGGUGGCAGAAAGGUUGGCAUUAAUCCUAAAAUUAAUAAUUUAAUGCCAGGAUAUGAAGUUGCAAAAUAUGACCUUAUAUGGAUUUGUGAUAGUGGUAUAAGAGUAGUUCCAGACACUCUCACUGACAUGGUUAACCAAAUGACAGAUAAAGUGGGCUUGGUUCAUGGGCUGCCUUAUGUAGCAGACAGACAGGGCUUUGCUGCCACAUUAGAACAGGUAUAUUUUGGAACUUCCCAUCCAAGGUCCUAUAUCUCUGCCAAUGUAACUGGUUUCAAAUGUGUGACAGGGAUGUCUUGUUUAAUGAGAAAGGAUGUGUUAGAUCAAGCAGGAGGACUGAUAGCAUUUGCUCAGUACAUUGCUGAAGAUUACUUUAUGGCCAAAGCAAUAGCUGACCGAGGUUGGAGGUUUGCGAUGUCCACUCAAGUUGCAAUGCAAAACUCUGGUUCAUACUCAAUUUCUCAGUUUCAGUCCAGAAUGAUCAGGUGGACCAAAUUGCGAAUCAACAUGCUUCCUGCUACAAUAAUUUGUGAGCCUAUUUCAGAAUGCUUUGUUGCCAGUUUAAUUAUUGGAUGGGCAGCCCACCAUGUAUUCAGAUGGGAUAUUAUGGUGUUUUUCAUGUGUCAUUGCCUUGCAUGGUUUAUAUUUGACUACAUUCAACUCAGGGGUGUCCAGGGUGGUACACUGUGUUUUUCAAAACUUGAUUAUGCAGUAGCUUGGUUCAUCCGUGAAUCCAUGACAAUAUACAUUUUUUUGUCGGCAUUAUGGGACCCUACUAUAAGCUGGAGAACUGGUCGCUAUAGAUUACGCUGUGGAGGCACAGCAGAGGAAAUCCUAGAUGUUUAACUACAUCUUUGUGACUGUACAUAAAGGACAAAAAGAGAAGUAUUAUAAAUUGUUUAUAAAACUGCUUUUAAAGAUCUACCUUCAGUAGUUUUAUCACAUUUAUGUUUUGAUAACUGUUCUUUAAUUUAUUUUGCAUGGAUUUGCAUCUGUGAAAAGAAAACACACCUGUAGUCUUGGCCAAAUGGUACACUUUAUUUUGUGGAGGUAGAGAAUCAAGAGAAUUGGUUCUAGAAACCUGGUUUUGGUUUUUGUUUCUAAAAAAGUACAAAUAGAUGUAUAGAUAUAAAUGCUCUGCAACAAGAACUAUGACAGUAUCCUUCAGUAGAGAAAGUUUCCUAUUUGCAAGUACACUCUUUUUAGAACAUUUAUGGGACGGCAGCAGCUUUGUUUUGAUGUUUAGAAAAAACUAGAAGGUAAUCACUACUCAUACCUAAAAUGAACUGUAUUAUGCUAUGGAUAAUCCACACUGUGGUACUGAGAAACUUUUUCAUGCUUAAUGCCUACCUCAAGUAGUUGUUGCAGAGCAAAUAUAAAUUGUAAUAGCUUAGCUAGGCCUCAUAAAACUAAGUGGAAAAUGUAAAAAAAAAAAAUAAUAAAAGAGAUGGUGUAAUGUAUUUAUAUGAAUUUGUGAGAGAUAAUGUCUUUUUGGUUUGUUUCACUGCAAUGAACUAGAAGUGAUUGGUUGCUAAUUGUAGCCAUGUAUUGAAGGCAUCCUUUUGACCAACUCUUGUUGGUUCUGUCUUGAACCAUUGUUAAUCACUGUGCUAGUAAACCUUUCCUUCCCCACUCUUUACCGCCUUUCCUUAACAUUUUUUUCAGGGGGAUGGAAGGUGGGGGUAAUUUUGUUUUAGUGUGAGUGAAUGUUUUGACAAUUGUGAGGAAAAACGCAUUUCAAACACAUUUCACACAUGAGCUGUUUUCUUACACAGUGUAUCUUAUUGUUAAAAAGAAUGUAAUUUCAUGAAACAGGUAUUUGAUAUCUUUUUUAAGUAAGUUGAUACCCUAGCCAUCAAUAAAUUGUAGUAGAGUAUUAAGAGGGGACAGGAUAAGUUUUACUCAUAAAUUUAAUCAGUAUCAUAUUAAGUCUUCUGUGUGUUUUUGUGUUUUGUUUUUAUUUGUACUAUAAUGGGCUAGUCUUAUUUAAUUUUUUUUUUUUUGUAUUUCAGUUUGUAUGACAAGAUAGACUAUUUAAAUGCUAUUUGUAAAUGCAUGCUAUCUCUCACUCUUCUCUACUUAUCAGGCCACUAAACUUGCUUGUCAGGUUGUGCUUAACUUGUGGUGAACUGGACUUGUUUUUGUUUUAAAAAAAUAAAAUAAAAAGGCUAGAAUGUUAAAGGACAGUGCGUAAGCCUUCUUGUAGUGGAAUUUUUGCUUUGUCUUCAGGAUUGGAAGACAUGUUGUCCAUAUGAAUGCCUAAUGCUAGACUGACCCUGGCAAUAUGGCAGCUUUAAAUUCUGAGUUCCUACACGUUCCAUAUCAAAGCAUAAUGUGUAGCAUAUUAGCAAUAAUAUAUUUAUAGAAGUGGAACACUUUCUCACAUCACUGAGCCAACUCAAUUGUCUAAUGACUAAUAACAUAGUUCAAAUUGCAAUAUAUCUGUAAAUGUGUAUAUACUUUGUAUACACAUUAUAUAUAAGCUUUUCUCUGGGCCAAACUGUUUUCUUGUUAUUAUUUUGCCUUAUGAUGAAUUUGUUUGAAGGGCUUUUUUCCUCCCCAUGACUAAAGGCUUUGGCUUUGACACAUAGUCCUUUACAUGUGAAAUGGUACUAUUGUUCCCUGAGGAAAGUUGCAUAGAGAAAACCAGUCUGGUUGUGACCCACUUUAUGUUUAUUUUUAAGUCACUAUUACAAAAGUUGAAUUUUGCUGACUGUAUUUGUUGGUUUGUAUAAUGAAGUGUGGUUGAUGCCAUCCUUUGCACUGCUGAAAUGAAAUCUUAUUAGUGUUUUUGCUGAUUUCAGUAUGGGCAAUGUAUCAACAGGACUUGAAAUGGCUGAACGUACUUCUUAUGUUUUAUAAAUAUAAAAAUUGACUGUUCUGUAUGUGUGGUUUAUGUAGCUGUAUGGACUACUUCCUUGAAAUGAAGCUUCACUUAAGCAGACAGAGUGAGUCUUUGUUUGGCAAGUUUAAAGUGAUGAUAAAAUGGUAAGAGAUAAUAUAAAUGUUGAAGCAUCACAACAGAACUGUAGGAAUCCAAAAUUAAUAAACUGUCUAUUUAAAAAACCUA